GCAAACCGUCGAGCAAGAGCAGGCGAUCAAGAAAGCAACUUGUCUGCAGCAAGAAACUCAUCCCCAGGCAUCAUGAAGACUCUGACUCUGCUCUCCAUCUGUGCCCUUCUCUCAGUGUGCUGGUCCAUGGGAGCUGUGGAACCAGAGGUUGUCGUGGACCCUGAUGCUGACACGGCUGCUGACGCUGCACCUACUGCACCUGCCGAUGCCGAUGCCGAUGCCGAUGCCGAUGCCGAUGCCGAUGCCUCCUCUGAGUCCGACUCCAACUCUCCCUCCGACUCCUCAGCAUCCGAUUCCAACUUGAGCGUUGACUCGUCGGCCUCCGAUUCAUCCUCCUCAUCCUCCUCAUCCUCUGAGUCCUCAUCGUCUGAGUCUACCGAAUCCUCUUCCUCCGAGUCCAAUUCUUCCUCUGACUCGUCUGCCUCCUCUUCCUCUUCCUCCUCAUCCUCAUCCUCAUCCUCAUCGGAGUCAGCCAGCACUGAGGCUUUUUCCCCUUCAGCUUCUCCCCCUUCAGCUUCUCCAGUGGUGAUGAAGAGAGACCUGGCUGCUGUUCUCCUGAGAAGAAGAAGAGCGGUAGGAGCCCUCAGCCCUCUGCAGCUGGAAAGCCUGCAGGAGGUGUGUGAGUUGAGCGUGGCCUGUGACGAGAUGGCUGAGACCGCGGGUAUCGUCGCUGCAUACACCGCCUACUAUGGACCUGUUCCCUUCUAAGUUCAAGACUUUUUCUUUCAUCCAUGUGUGGAUUUUUCUUUGUCCUCUUUGUGAUAAUGGUGCAAUAACCCCCUGAAAUACAAAAAAAGGAGCAGACAAUUACAAAAAAGAACGGGUUUGGCCUGUGUUAUGAUGCUAGAUGGAGAUUUUUUUAGGCACCGAUCCUUGCAAAUCUGACCAGCAUUAGUUGUCCAGUAUGAAAAGGCGUCUUCCAGGCUUUUAGAGAGCGGCACAUGGAAACACGAGUCUGUGUAGUAUACGCAGACGCCCACAAGAAUUUUAAAUAUUCUUCUCAUUUCUCGGGUAAAAAACAAAAAUGGUGCUACAAAUGCAAAUGUAUUGUAUGUUAAUAUGUUAAUGUUUUUAUAUCAUGCUUUUAAUUUUACACGUAGUAGUUGUAGUGAGUAGUGGAUGUAGUAACUACUUCUUAGAGGUACUGUAGUUUUAGGUGUAUUAUGUAUUGAUAGUGGUAGUGUACAGUGGUUGUUAAAUGCACAUCAGUUAUCUGUAACCACAAAUUGCCUCUGGGUUUGGAAACAAUAAAUUAUUUUGUG
Messenger RNA from Hippoglossus stenolepis (Pacific halibut), 1262 nucleotides. RefSeq names its product bone gamma-carboxyglutamate (gla) protein, like (gene bglapl). Gene Ontology annotation, biological process: response to vitamin K; osteoblast differentiation; regulation of cellular response to insulin stimulus. Gene Ontology annotation, cellular component: extracellular region. Gene Ontology annotation, molecular function: structural constituent of bone; calcium ion binding; hydroxyapatite binding. Lineage: Eukaryota; Metazoa; Chordata; Actinopteri; Pleuronectiformes; Pleuronectidae. The transcript is spliced from 4 exons. Bases 73 to 708 code for a protein of 211 amino acids. The record is from RefSeq and is a predicted model, not a curated record.